CUUCACUAAGAAUCAUGAGAGCUUUGGUACUUUUCCUACUCGUGGCUUUCGCCUCGUGCUUAAGUGCUAAGAACUAUGUACGAGUUUGCUAUCACACAAACUGGUCUCAGUAUCGUCCAGGUGCUGGCAAAUUCUGGCCCGAAACCAUCGAUCCUGAACUUUGCACUCACCUAGUGUACUCUUUUGCGAAGAUCAAUCGAAACACUGACAAACUGGCCAUGUACGAAUGGAACGAUGACAAAUUAUACCCAAGAUUCAACGCAUUGAAACAAAAAAAUCCCAGUCUCCGAACCCUAUUGGCUGUGGGAGGAUGGAAUCAUGAAAAUCACAACAGUCCAUUUUCAAAAAUGGUCAAAACUGCGGCUUCAAGAAAGGUGUUUAUAGACUCUGCAAUUGAGAUGUUAAGAAAAUGGGAUUUUGAUGGUCUCGAUCUCGAUUGGGAAUAUCCUGCCACUCGGGGAGGUUCACCGCCUGAGGAUAAGCAGAGGUUUACAGUACUCUGCCAGGAAUUAUUGAAUGCAUUCAAAGCUGAAGCAGCCGAAACGGGAAGACCUCGCCUGUUGCUGACUGCUGCCGUUGCAGCUGGCUAUAAGACCAUCGACAAAGCGUAUGAAGUGGCCAAACUUGGCCCUCUUCUGGACAUCCUCAACCUCAUGACCUAUGAUCUGCACGGCAACUGGGACAAAGUAACCGGACAUCAUACGGCUAUGGUAGGGGAUGACAAACUGACCGUGCCGUAUGCUGUUCAGUACUGGAUUGACAAAGGAUUUCCAGCCAGUAAGAUCGCUCUUGGCCUUGCUACGUAUGGAAGAGCAUUUGCACUGAAAGACCCAAGCAAUAAUGGUCUUGGCGCUCCUAAGCAUGAUUGGCAGAAACCCCACAAAGGUCAAUUUACCCGUGAGGCAGGCUUUCUGGCAUACUACGAGAUCUGUAAGCUUGGCCUGACCGUUGUCAAUAAUAAUGCUGUCAUGGCGCCAUAUGGACACAAAGGCACCAUCUGGGUGGGUUUUGAUGACAAGUACAGUUUGCAGUACAAGGUGGAGGAGUUAAUCAAGAAAAAGGGUCUGAUGGGAGCGAUGUUUUGGGCUCUCGACUUGGACGAUUUCAGUGGCUCCCAAUGUGGCGAUGGCCCAUAUCCCUUGAUGAACGCCGUCAAGAAGUACUUGGGUGGUUAUACACCACCGCCACGUCCCACCGAGCUCACCCCGCCUCCUCAAACUCAACCUCCUCAACCUCCAGUGCCAACCGACGGACCAGGACCUGCUACCCCGAUGCCGCCAACCGAAAAGCCAAGACCUCCUUCUGGGGGUUGCGUCGCUAUUCCACCUUAUGACCAGUCUCCAGGACAGGAUGCAUGGUGCAAAGCUAACUGUGCUGUGGGAUACUGUCCUUCAACACACUGCAAAUUCAUGCGAUCUUUCGUUCCUUUUCUGUUUGUGGCGAUUGCCUCAUACACUAGCGCUAAUAACUAUGUACGAGUGUGCUAUCACACAAACUGGUCUCAAUACCGUCCAGGUAUUGGAAAGUUCUUUCCUGAAAACAUUGAUCCUUUUCUGUGUACCCAUCUGAUGUACGCGUUUGCAAAGAUCGAUCGAAACACCAACAAACUGGCCAUGUUCGAGUGGAAUGAUGACCAGUUAUACCCCAGGUUCAACGCCUUAAAGAAUAAAAACCCUGAGCUGCGAACGUUGCUAGCAGUAGGAGGAUGGAACCACGAGAACUUUGACAGUCCAUUUUCAAAAAUGGUUAAAACUCAGGCUACUAGAAAGGUAUUUAUUGACUCCGCCAUUACGACACUUCGAGCGUGGGGUUUUGACGGUCUUGACCUGGAUUGGGAAUAUCCUGCCUCUCGGGGAGGUUCACCGCCUGAAGAUAAAAGGAGAUUUACCUUACUGUGUCGGGAGCUAUUAGAAGCUUUUAAAGCUGAAGCAGCCAAAACGGGAAAACCUCGCCUGCUGCUAACUGCCGCCGUUGCAGCUGGCUAUAAGACCAUCGACAAAGCGUAUGAAGUGGCCAAACUUGGCCCACUUCUGGAUAUCCUCAAUCUCAUGACUUACGACCUACACGGGAACUGGGACUCAGUAACGGGACAUCACACUGCCAUGGCAGGGGAUGACAAAAUGACUGUUCCGUUUGCGGUCCAGUACUGGAUUGACAGAGGAUUUCCAGCAAACAAGAUUGCUCUUGGACUUGCUCCGUACGGAAGAGCAUUUGCACUGAAAGACCCAAGCAAUAAUGGCCUUGGCGCUCCUAAGCAUGAUUGGCAGAAACCCCACGAAGGACCAUAUACCCGCGAAUCUGGCUUUCUGGCUUACUACGAAAUCUGUAAACUUGGUUUGAACAUUGUCAACGAUAAUAAAGUUAAGGCACCUUACGGCUACAAACAUACAAUCUGGGUGGGUUUCGACAACAAGGACAGCCUGCACCUCAAGGUGAACAAGCUGAUAAUGAAAAAGGGUCUGAAAGGAGCGAUGUUUUGGGCUCUCGACUUGGACGAUUUUAGAGGAUCCCAAUGUGGGGAGGGCCCAUAUCCCUUGAUUAACGCUGUGAAGAAGUAUCUAGGUGGCUACAUACCUCCUCCUCGUCCCACUGAUGUAAUACCGGCACCUACUACAAAAAAGCCAAUGCCACCAACUGAAGGACCGGAGCCACCAACCGACGGACCACAGCCACCUACAAUCACCGACCGACCGGUUCCUUCCACUGAAAAGCCCACUGCUUCUCCUAGUGGUUGCGUGGCAGUCCCACCUUAUGACACAGCACCAGGUAUGGUCGCAUGGUGCGUAGCAAAUUGUGCGGCUGGAUACUGCCCGGCUUCUCACUGUAAAUGCAAUUAA
Molecule: messenger RNA, 2837 nt
Organism: Pocillopora verrucosa
Lineage: Eukaryota; Metazoa; Cnidaria; Anthozoa; Scleractinia; Pocilloporidae
Source: RefSeq, a predicted model, not a curated record